Messenger RNA from Poeciliopsis prolifica (blackstripe livebearer), 3342 nucleotides. RefSeq names its product leucine rich repeat containing 45 (gene lrrc45). The coding region runs from base 146 to 2170 and encodes 674 amino acids. Gene Ontology annotation, molecular function: protein binding. Gene Ontology annotation, cellular component: centrosome. The record is from RefSeq and is a predicted model, not a curated record. Lineage: Eukaryota; Metazoa; Chordata; Actinopteri; Cyprinodontiformes; Poeciliidae. The transcript is spliced from 18 exons.
UUCAUUUCCUGGUUACUCACUGGCUUGUUUUCUGUUAGCUUCUGUAUCUAAAACAACCGCUUUCUUUUAGGUAGUCGUUUCCUGCUAUCAGAGCUGAUGCUCAGGUCCUGGCAGGCAGCAGGAAGAACGAACAGCUCCAUCCAGUAUGGAAGACUUCAGGUGGACAUACCUGCAGCUCUGUAAGGAGGGCGGUGUGGAGCCCCAGGAGAGUGUUGUGGUUCAGCUCCAGGAGAGCAGGGCUGCCCACAGCUCCAGGCUGGACCUGAGUGGACACAGCCUGUCCACUGACACCUGCUGCGUCCUGGCCAAGGCCUUCCAGAAGGACGCUGUCUUCACAGAGGUCUCCCUUAGCGACUGCAUGCUAACAGAAGAAGGCACCAAGAUGCUUUUGGCUGGAUUGUUUCACAACACAUCAGUGAAAUGUCUGGAUCUAAAGGGAAAUAACCUGAGAUCUACGGGAUCUGAGGUUCUGGGCAAGCUGCUGGGAUGUAACAAAACACUGCACAGGCUGGUGUUGGAGUGGAAUGCUCUGGGUGUGUGGGAAGAGUCCUUUUCACUGUUCUGUGACGGGUUGGCCUCCAACAACACUCUGACACACCUGGACCUGCGCAACAAUCAGAUCAACCACCACGGAGCCUCGGAGCUGGCGCUGGCCCUCAGACGCAACAGCACCCUGCAGGAGCUAGACCUGAGGUGGAACAACAUCGGCCUGUUGGGUGGGAGGUCCCUGCUGGAGGCCCUGCAGAAAAACAAGAGCGUAGUUCAGCUCGAGAUGGCAGGAAACAACAUUCCCAGUGACAUUCUCAAAGCUCUGGAGCAGAGCACAGGACACAACUCUGAAAGAGAGUUCACAUUGAGAGACAGUCGCAACAAGACCCAUGUCCUCAGCAAAGAGAUCCAAUCACUGAAGGAGGAAAAGGGUCGCCAGUUCCUCAGCCUGAUGGAGACAAUAGAUAGGCAGAGGGAGGAGAUGGGACGCUCCACCAAGUCAACCUCUGCUCAGAUUGGUCAGCUCCAACAAGCUCUGAAUGAGAGGAAGUCAACAAUCAACUCCCUCACUGCCAAGUUGCAGAUGACAGAAGCAGCUCUGGCCCUCUCAGAGCAGAAAGGCCAGAGUAUGGGUGAGGUGCUGUCUCGCAUGAAGGCUGAGAAAGAAGAGCAGAAAGAGCAGCAGAGUCGACUGAGGAAGAAGCAGGAAGAGGAAAGUUCCCUCAGGGAGGGAAAACUCCACAGAGAGAUCCAGAACCUGAUGGAAACCAACGGCCAACUCAGGAAUAAAGUGGAGGAGCUGGAGUGCAGGUGCAAGUCUCAGCAGCAGCAGAUCUUUGAGCUGAAGCAGGAGCUCACCAACAGCACCGCAGAGCUCAAGAUGCGGCUAACGAAGGCAGAAGAUCGGCUGGAGACAGAGAAGCGGCGGUCCAAGCAAGCCCUGGAGGACAUGGAGACCCUGAGACACAAAGAGGUGGAGAACAUCAGCCGGCAUCUAGAGGAGAAUGAGAGAACUCUGCAGGAACGUAUCUUCAAACUGGAGGCGCAGAGGAUCCAGCUGGAAGAGGAGCUGGGUAAAGCUAAAGCAGCCGUUGUGACUGAGAGGGCCCAGGCAGAGGAGGAACUGGGAAAAGUACGAACUCAAAUGCGCUCAGAGGAGCAGGAGCACGUGUCGACCCUGGAGGAGAAGCUGCGUUCCCUGCGUGCGUCCAUGCAGCAGCUGCAGCUGCACUGCUCCCAGCAGAAACAGAGCAUCUCUGAGCUGCAGGCAAAGACCAGUCACCAGAGCGUGGAGACGGACGGCCUGCGGCACCGGAUAGAGGAGCUUCAGCAGGAUCUGUCUGGAAAAGAGCAGGAGAAGGUGGCUGAGGUGAGCAGGGUAAGAGUGGAGCUGCUGGAGCAGAUUGGACAGCUGGAGGCAGACAGGACGGCACAGGAGGGGCUCAAAGCAAAGAUCAGUGCUCUGGAGAGAGAGAUGAAAGUUCUAACAAAUAAUCACCGUGAAGUGCUUCUUGACAAAGAGAGUGAAAAGUCUUCCCUGUUGGAAAAGCUGCGGCUGAAGGAAGUAGAGAUCCAGCGGAUGAAGGAGGACGAGGCCCAGAGAGCCAGCUACCUGCAGAGCGCCAUCCUCAGCUACGUUCAAGGCUCCCCGCUGGGACACUACAGCAGCCCCAACAAGUAGUGGAACCAGUGGAAUCCCACUCAUGACCAGUGAGCAACACCAGUCACAACACCUCACUGGAACUGACUGGCAGAUUUUAGACGCCAUGAAACGCUGACAUUAGAAGGCAGUGAGAGACGUUUUCAGUAACUUCUCACAGUGCAGCUGUAGCAGCUCUGUUCUUUCUGCUCCACUGCCCUCCAGACUGUAGACAUUAAAUGUCCAGCAGUUUUUGGCCUGAGGUGGUGCUUAUGGAUCCUUAGUGAUCCAUAAGCACCAAGGAUUAAUGGAUCUAGUUCAGGGAUCAGUCCUGAGUUGUGCUCUGUCUGGAGGUUCAGUUUUCAGUGGAACAAGGUUAUGAACAUAAAAACCAGAGAAGGUCUGUCAAACAUCAGCAUUUGUUUGCUGUUUACCCAGAUAUUCACUCAAUUUCACCAAAAUGUGUAUUUAUGUUAAUUAAUGUGUAAAUUCAUGCACAUUCAUGCACAAGGAUUUGAAGAAUAAAGCAAUAUAACUUGUUUUAUUGUUUUAUACUUGUGAAUAUGUAUUAAUUGGUUUUAUUUUGUAACCAGGUUAUUGUGUAUUGCAGACUUCUGCCCAGCUCCCUCUUGAAAAUGAGAUCCAGAUCUCAACAGGGUUUACCUGGUUAAAUAAAGGAAAUAAAUUUAAAAAAUUACUAUACCAAUAAAUAGCUUUUAAUUUAACAUCUGAUGGCUGAAAUCAACCUCACCACUCAGAUCAGUUGUUUGAUCUCAGUUUCUUAUUUUCUGCUAACAGGAUUCAAAAAUGGAAACUUUCCCCUUUGGGUCAGUAAAAGGAAACAGCAGCAGGACACUGCUGGGAAUCUUGAAACCUGUUGUUUCCAGUAAACUACAUCUUUAUUUGUGAGGCAGUGAUGUUUUUUGUUUUGUCUGUUUUCCUGUUAUUUGGUGUGGCUGAUUGUCUAGCGCCGCUGUUAGCACUCGAAUAUGCUCACCAGUUUACAAAUAUGGUUGAAUAUGAGCUCCAUUUUUAGAGGAAGUGAAGCAAGAUGAUCCUCUGAUUGGAUCCUGGAUUCAUUUUUACACAAACUUUGUAUUCUAACUGCAUCUUUAUAUCACAAGAAAAUAUUUUGUAUCAUGUUUUUUCAAAUGUUUUCCAUUUUGUGAUUUCGCAAAAAAAAUAAAAUAAAUGUAUAUUUUCUUCUUUCAUUA